AUCUCCGAAAAUUCAGUUAUUUACAUUUUUAUAGAAGAAAUCGACAAUACCCGAUAAAUCUUAUAAAAUCAACAUUUAGUCAAAAUUAUAAGUUUUGUGAACAUGUCUUUAAACCGCUGUCUUGACCCCGUGGACAAGAUGACUACCAUGAAACUUCCUCAGAUAAAGUCCAGCAUAAAUCCCUACCGACCAAAGCCAACGUUAAUCCGCAGUGAUUCCCCAAAACUGGAGAACGACAAGCGUAAUGGGCUUGAUUUGGAGUUGCCUUCGGAACAAGAGCCAAUAGUCGUUAAAAGGGUGCGAUGGGCUCCUAUGUAUGGAGACAGGAGCUCGAGUAAGUCCUCCACUUUCGUCUCCCGACUGGGCACCAAACCAAACCGAUUUGAUCAGGAUACACCAGACGAAGUUAAACUGGCUAAUAAACUGCGAUUGGCGGUUCAUCGCGGUGGCGGUUCCAUAGAUCCCGAGAAGAAUUACGAACUGAAGGCCCAACUGUCUCCCCUCCUGCUGCCCUACAGUCAAGUGCAACGCAUCCUGAAGGAGUGCGAAUUGAACGAAAGGAAUCACAGCACCUACAGCCUGCCCAUGGACUACGGUCGUCAAUUGGUCGCCAUGAUUUGCAAGGUCAGGACUGAUAACCUCAGCGACCUGAAGCUUCGUUUAGCCAAUUUUCUUAAGCAAGGCAAGGCGCGCUUUUUCAAUAGGCAUUUAUUCACCGAAACUGGCUUGAUUGAAGCCACCUUGCCCAGCAAAUUAUCAUUUAGUUUUGACGAUUUCAAUCAAACCUUGCGAACGGAUGCAUUGUGGUGCAAGGCCACUGAUUCCGCCAUUGUCGAUUUGGGCAAGGGCAAUGUUUUGUUUAAGUGUCGACCAUACGACCUGCGAGAGGUGACGGAAAAACUGCAGCAGUGCAAGUACAAGAUUACCCACACGGAAGUGGGACAUUGUCCAAACAAGCUGGUGAACUUAACCGAUCGACAGAUGACGCGUUACCAGGAGUUCCGUAAAAAUCUUUUGCAGGACGAAGAUGUAGUAAAAAUUUAUGACAAUGUUCGUGCCCAGUAGCUCGAAUCAGUGUAUUCAAUAUUUUAAGUGAAGUGCAAAUUAAAGUAAAAGUGCAAUUUUAGGAGAAAA
Molecule: messenger RNA, 1134 nt
Organism: Drosophila ficusphila
Lineage: Eukaryota; Metazoa; Arthropoda; Insecta; Diptera; Drosophilidae
Product: probable transcriptional regulatory protein MHP7448_0474
Exons: 1
Coding region: 103-1065 (320 amino acids)
Cellular component (GO): mitochondrion
Source: RefSeq, a predicted model, not a curated record